AUGCAGUCGUAUUGGGCACCGCUCUUCCCUAACACUGCCGUGGAAAAGCAGGGGGUGCAUUCCUUGUACAGCGAUUAUGCACAUAUAUUUGACUUGUCAUCGGAGAAUACAAGCCUGGGCAGCUACAUCGUUCCUAAAGUGGGGCACCUGGCUGUCUUGUUGAAACGUUCUGCCCUCCUUACUGGAAGCGCAUUUUUUACCAUUGCCAUCCGCUACAGAGCUCUGCUGGACAGAUGGAUACUGCAAAAAUGCGCCGUCUCCCAUUCCCAGGGUGCACCUGUUCAGUCCACCAUGAUGUUGCGAUCCUGUUGGCAGUGUAGAUCCCUGCCUUUGUUUGUUGGCAUUGGUGUUCUAAUGACAAGGCUCUGUAGUUACAUUACCAUUCAGAGUCAUAACAAUAAUCGGCAAGUCAUCCGCGGCAUUGAAGCUAACCUUCAGGGUGAUUCGAUCAUUGAGAGUAACAAGUUGUGCAAUCAGCAAUCCGUCCUUCCAAGUUUGCUUGGCAGCAAGCAUGAUUAUGUCCGUUUGCUGCUUCAUUUUAUUUGUAGCACCGCCAUUUUUAAGGCGUAUACGGCGCCAAAGGUGACCAGCCUCAAGGAGAGGAGCACACGAAAGAAUUAUGAUUUCAGCGCGCUUCGGAGCAUCGUGGCAAGAAAUGGACAUUAUCUGACUUUUAUUGGAGCGCUGGUGACUCUGCAGAUAUUUCUGCAGAUGAACAGAGUGAACACUACCACUUCACUGUUACCAAUGCUGAUUCAGACAACAAGUUCCAGGAGCAAAGCUGCGGUUUUCAGCAAGAUGGUGAUAAUAUUGGUGAACUCAUGCAGCAUUCUUGGAUCCGCUUUCACGACAAAACAUCACGGUCGCGCGGCAACGUUAACCGUCAGCAUUGUUCUAAUGGUAUUUUGCCAGAUGGCGAUUCCAUUGAUCGUCGAGUUCCACAUCGGGUUUGGCGGCGCAAGCCGAAUGCCGAGAGGGUACACCGCUGCCAUGUUCUUGCUCACCUGCGUCGUCUCCUGCGGCCUCAGUUGGUCAUGGGGUUCCAUGUUCUGGACCUUUCCCGGCAAGAAGAAGGUCCACUCAGCUGGUCAUCUCUUGGGCAUGGCUCUGAAUUUGGCCCUCUGCUACGCCCAGAUGCAGUACUUCCUGAUGAUGCUGUGGCGGCUGAAGAACGCCAUCCUUGCCUACUAUGCCAUGUGGAUUUGGUCGUGA
Triticum turgidum subsp. durum (durum wheat) is the source of this 1212-nucleotide messenger RNA. NCBI's taxonomy places the organism in Eukaryota, Viridiplantae, Streptophyta, Magnoliopsida, Poales, Poaceae. The record is from the annotation of a GenBank genome assembly.